UGCCCUCUGCUGCGACACAACAAAAUUAAGUUUACGGACAAUUAUUUUGUCGCAAUAAAAAUAUACAUUUUGGACACUUAAAUCUUACAGAAAUAUAUAAAAACAAUGUUUGUCGUUUGAAAUAUACAACACACUAAUGAAUUUCAGUGAAGUUGGAACUACACUUUGUAUUCCAAUAAAAUCAUUAUUGUCCAGAGGUUGAUAUCUAUGCAUUACAAGGAUCUAAAUGCCACCAUCUAAAAGCAAAUCGAAAAUCGCUAAAAUCAAAUUCAAAAUAUGAAUCCAUCCGAGUUGAGAAUGAUGUGGAUGAGUCAAUACAAUCCCAAUGAACGUAUAACUCUCGAGGAUAAUGCAUCAUUUUUCAAUCCAAAUAUUGGUCUGUCCGUAAUGGAAGAUAUAAAUCAACAACAACACCAGCAGCAACAACAAGCAAUGGAUGUCAAUUCAAUGAUGAACAUAGUUGGGGGGGAUUUCAAUAAUCAGGCAGCAGUUGCUGCAGCUGCAGUGGCAGCAUCAUCUGCAGCACUUGGUUUACAACCCACCACACUAUUGGCCACCAACACAAAUGAUAUUUACAAUUUUGCCCAAAUGGGCUUGCAUCAACAGCUGUUGCAACAAUCAGCAGCAGCAGUGUUUCAAAAUUACACAAAUAUCGAAGAUAUGGCUAGUGUUGUUUCGGGAGCAGCAACGACAGCAAAUUUUAACAAUGCAUUAAAUGUGGCAACGGCCUCAGCUGGUGGCGGAGGCAUUUUGGUAAACAGCAAUGGCAGACCCAUAACUACUGCUCAAUUCCUGGCGGCUGCUAAUACACAACAGGGUUCUCAGUCACAGACCCAACAACUGCAGUCGCAAAUGUACGAGGAUGCUGCUACUUGUGACUAUGGAGAUGAAUCCUCAGAACUUACUCCCAAAAAGGAAAUUAUCAACAUCGAUGAUUUUGUUAUGAUGACGGAUUCCAAUUCCUAUGAUGAAGAUGGUGAUUUCAUUAAUGACAAUGAUAAAUCAACAAGUGGUGGCAUUGAUAUUACCCAACCGCAUGGUGUCAACGACAAUGAUUUGUUGACAAUGUCCAUGAGUGGAAAACACAAACUGCUGAGUGAUGCUGCUGCCGCUGCAGCUGCAGGGAAUCGUAACGACAAUCAGGCAACAACUCCUACUACUGUUGGUGGUGGUGGUACUUCAAGUCUCCGUUCCCAGCGUAAGACACGUAAAAUUGAACCAGUUAAUCGACCAGGUUUAGUUUUAAAGACACCAAUUGCUUAUAAGGGCAAUAUUGAUCCAUCGGUUAUACCAAUACAAAAAGAUGGCAUGGCGGUUUGUGAACGAUGCGGAGCAAUAGGUGUCAAACAUACAUUCUAUACAAAAUCUCGUCGUUUUUGUAGUAUGGCAUGCGCCCGUGGUGAGCUGUAUUCUCUGGUGGUGAACAAGCAAGGAUUUACAACACAGCAGCAGCAACAGGCCAUUUUCAAUAUGGAAAAUAAUUUUAAUGAAAAUAAAAUGCAGCAGCAACAUGAACAGCAGCCAGCAGCAGGUGCCUCAGCAUCCACAGAAAGUGGUCAAACGAUGUUGGCAAACCAACAGGCCAAUGAUGUGGAAAUGGCUUUACGUGUGGCCCACAUAAAAAAUACCAAUUAUCGUUUUCGUAUUACCGACCAGUCGAAAAUCACUCAAAUCAAUGGCUUGGGAGAGCCAAUUAAUAACAACAAUAAUGAAACAACAAAUAACACUAUACCAGUAACAGCAUCCAACACCGCCACCACUGGCAAUUUAUUAGGUGUUGAUUCCAAGGCCACAACAGCAACAGCAAUUGGCACCAGCCAACCUACCUCACAACUGGCGGGAAAUUCCACAGUCAGUGGUGGCAUACAAUAUGCCACGGAUAGUGAUCAAUUAGCCGAAAUGACCGGCACCCCAAAAGCUUUACGUAUGUAUCAGGAUGUUAUGCCCCAAGAUGAAUUACCCCAAAUACCAAAAUAUGAUCGUCUUCCCACCCCCUGUCCACAAAUGGAAAAAAUCAUAAGUAUACGUAGAAAAUUAUACGAUCCCACACAUUCAUAUGAUUGGACCCCACGUUUGGGACGAGAAGAUUUCUAUGCAGCACCGGUGACAUGUUUUCAUCAUGCUCCUGGCUGUGAUGUGUGGGACAACUUGGGCAUCGAUAUGAAAGUCGAGGUCGAGAACACGGACUGUGAUCAAGUGGAGGUAAUACAACCUGGCCAGACGCCACACUCCUUUUGGGUGGCAACCAUUUUGGAUAUACAGGGCUACAAGGCUCUGAUGAGAUAUGAAGGUUUUGAUGAUGAAGCCAACGACUUUUGGGUUAACCUUUGUAAUUCGGAGGUGCAUGCGGUGGGUUGGUGUGCCACCAGGGGGAAACCUCUAAUACCUCCACGGUCUAUUGAAAAUAAAUAUAAAGAUUGGAAAGAUUUUCUGGUGACACGGCUAUCGGGAGCCCGUACAUUACCCUCAAGUUUCUACAACAAGGUCAACGAUAGUAUGCAGUCCCGCUUUCGUCUCGGUUUAAAUUUGGAAUGUGUAGACAAAGAUCGUAUAUCCCAGGUGCGAUUGGCCACAGUCACAAAAAUUGUGGGCAAACGUUUGUUUCUACGGUAUUUUGAUUCCGAUGAUGGUUUUUGGUGUCAUGAAGAUUCACCCAUAAUACAUCCGGUGGGAUGGGCCACCACGGUGGGGCAUAAUUUGGCAGCACCGCAAGACUAUUUGGAAAGGAUGUUGGCUGGCCGAGAUGCCAUGAUAGAGGUCCAUGAAGAUGAUGCCACAAUAGAGUUAUUCAAAAUGAAUUUCACCUUUGAGGAAUACUAUUUGGAGAAUAAAGCCAAAACAUUUGUGGAGGGCAUGAAACUGGAAGCUGUCGAUCCUCUAAAUCUAUCCUCUAUAUGUGUGGCCACGGUAAUGGCUGUCCUAAAGUUUGGCUAUAUGAUGAUACGCAUUGAUUCAUAUCAACCCGAUGCCACCGGGGCUGAUUGGUUCUGCUAUCAUGAAAAAUCACCAAAUAUAUUUCCCGUGGGCUUUUGUGUCACCAACAAUAUUACACUAACUCCACCCUAUGGUUAUACCGCUGCUAAUUUCACUUGGGAACAAUAUUUACGUGAUACCAAUUCUGUGCCAGCGGGUUCACAUUUGUUUCAUCGCACUGUGCCCGGUCAUGGUUUUGAGGUGGGUAUGAGUUUGGAGUGUGCCGAUCUAAUGGAUCCUCGAUUGGUGUGUGUAGCCACAGUUUCUCGUGUGGUUGGGCGCCUAUUGAAGAUCCAUUUUGAUGGGUGGACGGAUGAGUAUGACCAAUGGCUCGACUGUGAGUCAUCGGAUAUUUAUCCGGUGGGUUGGUGUGUUUUGGUGGGCCACAAACUUGAAGGACCUCCUGCCCCCGCCCCAGCACCGCCCAAAACAGCACCCAAGCCAAGGGUGCAAAAGAAACGCAAGAAAAGACCAGCUGCCUCAAACAAUAAAAACACCCACACAUCACCUAGUGAAAGCACAGCACCUCAAGUUAAAACUCGUACAAUACCCUUAAAGACAACACCCCAUCUCCCUAAGCUUAGUAUUAAAUUGGAAUUAAAACCGGAACAUCACAAUCCCGCCUUCUAUGAUCACAGCGCACACGAUGCCGCCGACGAUGAUGAAGAUGAUGAUUUAGAUGAAUACGAUGAAGAUACCAAUAGCAUGCUAUCAAAUCAAUCAUCAUCUCAUCUCAUGGACACAUCACAUGGCAGUGGCAGUGGUGCAGCAGCGACCACAUCAUCAUCGUCGUCGCUGCUAAUGAAUCCUGCUGCUGCGGCGGCAGCAGCUGCGGCCAAUAGUAGUGGUAUAGAGAAUAAAGUACGUAAGACCAACAAAUCGAAUUCGAUUAAAAAACCUCAAUCACCUGCACCGCCAAUUGCAACACGUAAAGCAACUAGUUAUAUUGGGAACUCCUCGGUGAGCAGUACCAAAUAUAUACCACGGCUCAGUGAUUGCAGUGACAGUGAUAACAAUGCCGAACUAAUGCCCGACACCUGGAAUGUCUACGAUGUUUCGCAGUUUUUACGUGUCAACGAUUGCACAGCCCAUUGUGAUACAUUUAGUCGGAAUAAAAUCGAUGGUAAGCGUCUGUUGCAGCUGUCGAAAGAUGAAAUCAUCACCCUGUUGGGUAUGAAAGUUGGACCUGCGUUAAAGAUAUACGAUCUAAUACAACAGCUGAAGUGUAAAGUGAAUCCGGGUAAAUCGAGAAUGCAUAAAAAUAAUAAAUAUUUAUAGUCCCACAUGAAUGAUGUUGUAAAUGAUAAUAGCAAUGCCAAUGUCCAUGUCGUCGCCGCCGCCACUAACGCCUCCUCCUAUUCCAUCAACAAUAAUGACAACAAUAUGAGUAGUAACCAUAUACACAUUACAACAAAUUGUAAUAACAAUUAUGAUGAUAAUAAUGUGAAUAAUUUUGAAAAUUCAGCAGCAGUAGCAUCUGGUACUACGACGACAACAGCCACAACACCACCAACAAUGAUAAAACUCAACUGGAAAUUAUUUAUAAAAUAAUUUGUUGCCGGUUUUUGAGUGACUUUCUUUUUCGGUCUCCUCUUUGGAGAGGAGUAGCAAUCGUUGUCAUGCCUCUCUCGUUUUAUUUCUUAAGUCUAAUGUUAAGCUUGUUUUUUUUUUCAUUUUCAUUUUCUUGAUAUUAAGAAAUUUUAAAAUUUAGCACCAUUCA
Musca domestica (house fly) is the source of this 4693-nucleotide messenger RNA. RefSeq names its product polycomb protein Sfmbt (gene Sfmbt). The transcript is spliced from 10 exons. The coding region runs from base 277 to 4251 and encodes 1324 amino acids. The record is from RefSeq and is a predicted model, not a curated record. Lineage: Eukaryota; Metazoa; Arthropoda; Insecta; Diptera; Muscidae. Gene Ontology annotation, cellular component: nucleus. Gene Ontology annotation, molecular function: zinc ion binding. Gene Ontology annotation, biological process: regulation of DNA-templated transcription; heterochromatin formation.